AUUAGCUACCAGCGAGCCCCUGCAGACAGCGAGUUAAUUAGGGGUUUCCUGCUCUCCGGCAUGCCUUGUCCCAGCUGCUGCCCCCCCGGGCUCUUAGCCCUGAUGGCACCUGGGCUGGCUCUCAUGGCCACCUUCUCGCUGCCCUCCCAGGCCGGGGACAGGAGAGCGCUGCCGGUGGAGAAACCUCCAGGUGUGAAGGGAAGAACUCUCAUUCUCCUUGAUGUCAACACCAAGAGCCCUGUCAGGAUAAUCAGUGAGAAUUUCCUCUCCCUGCAGCUGGAUCCCUCCAUCAUUCAUGAUGGCUGGCUCGAUUUCUUAAGCUCCCGGCGGCUGGUGACCCUGGCGCGGGGCCUGGCUCCCGCCUUCCUGCGCUUCGCGGGCAAGAGGACGGACUUUCUGCAGUUCCACAACGUGAAGAACCCGGCCAAGACCCGCGGCGGGCCCGGCCCCGACUACUACCUCAAGAACUACGAAGACGACAUUGUUCGCAGUGACAUUGCCCUGGAUAAGCAGAAAGGCUGUAAGAUCGCCCAGCAUCCUGACAUUAUGUUGGAGCUACAGAGGGAAAAGGCAGCUCAAAUGCACUUGGUUUUGUUAAAGGAGCAGUUUUCAAACACAUACAGCAACCUCACAUUAACAGCCAGGUCUCUAGACAAACUCUAUAACUUUGCUGACUGCUCUGGCCUUCACUUGAUCUUUGCACUGAAUGCUCUGCGCAGAAAUCCCAAUAACUCCUGGAACAGCUCCAAUGCACUCAGUCUACUGAAGUACAGUGCCAGCAAGAAAUACAACAUCUCCUGGGAGCUGGGCAAUGAGCCCAAUAACUAUCGAGCUCUGAUUGGCCGUUCGGUGAAUGGUAGUCAGCUGGGGAAGGACUACAUCCAGCUGAGAAGCCUGCUGCAGCUUAUCCGCACUUAUUCCAGAGCAAACCUCUAUGGGCCAAACAUUGGGAGGCCCAGAAAAAAUGUCAUUGCUCUCCUGGAAGGGUUCAUGAAAGUGGCUGGCAGCACGGUGGAUGCUGUUACCUGGCAACAUUACUACAUUGAUGGCCGAGUGGCCAAAGUGACGGACUUCCUGAAAACGCGCCUGUUAGACACGCUCUCUGACCAGAUCAGGAAAAUCCAGAAAGUAGUGAACACAUAUGCACCUGGGAAGAAGAUCUGGCUGGAAGGUGUUGGAGCUACCUCAGCCGGAGGCAUGAAUAACCUCUCCGAUUCCUAUGCCGCUGGGUUCCUGUGGCUGAACACGCUGGGCUUGCUGGCCAGCCAGGGCAUUGACGUGGUGGUGCGGCACUCCUUCCUUGACCACGGGCACAACCAUCUCGUGGACCAGAACUUCAACCCUCUGCCGGACUACUGGCUGUCCCUCCUCUACAAGCGGCUCAUCGGCCCCAAGGUCCUGGCGAUCCACGUGGCCGGCCUCCAGCGCAAACCCCGGCCCGGCAGGGUCAUCCGCGACAAGCUCCGCAUUUACGCCCACUGCACCAGCUACCACAACCACAACUACGUCCGAGGGUCCAUCACCCUUUACAUCAUCAACCUGCAUCGCUCCCGGAAGAAAAUCAAGCUGGCGGGGACGCUGCGGGAUAAGAUCGUCCACCAGUACCUGCUGCAGCCCUACGGCAAAGACGGGCUCCACUCCAAGUCGGUGCAGCUCAACGGGCAGCCGCUGGCCAUGGUGGAUGACGGGACCCUGCCCGAGCUAAAGCCUCGUCCUCUGCGGGCCGGCCGCACGCUGGUCAUCCCCCCACUGACCAUGAGCUUCUACGUGGUGAAGAACGUGAACGCGCUGGCCUGCCGGUACCGGUAGAGCCGGGCUCUGCCCGCGGCCGGGAACGGCCCCGCCGGCCCCGCUCCGGCGCUCCCUGGGACGCGCUGCUUCCUCAGCCACCUCGCACGGCUUCGCAGCGAUGCUGCGCGGACGCUCCCCCGGGGGCCCCGGGAUGCCCUCGGCUGCGGGCCGGUCCUGCACCCCCUGGAGCAGCCAGGCCCCCGUUUUCUCUGCAGCUUCCCAGGGAGCUUGGGCAGAGUCAGGCCGUGCCCUGCGGGAGGGGACAGCCCGCUCUGGUGCCAGCAGCUCCCCCGGGCACCUCUUCCACCCCCCUAUUCCCAGCAGGGAGAGGGCGGCAAGGCCCAGCUGGCCGGAGCGCCUGGCGCUCGCAGCCGCCUCUCCCGGUGCACAAGCGCAUGGAAGCAGCUCCCUCUGCUGCCGUGCGGCUGCUGCAUCGCCGGCCCCUGCAGCGCAGCGAUGCUGCGGGCGCGCAGGGCGGCGGGGCAGGCCUGGGGGCCCCCGGGCAGGCGGCCUGGGCAGGGACGGGCUCGCCUGGCCCCCGUGGUGGCCUCGGCGCUCCCACGUGGAAGGCAGGCGGUGGCAUCGCCUCUCCGG
Molecule: messenger RNA, 2385 nt
Organism: Rhea pennata
Lineage: Eukaryota; Metazoa; Chordata; Aves; Rheiformes; Rheidae
Gene: HPSE2
Product: heparanase 2 (inactive)
Exons: 12
Coding region: 61-1809 (582 amino acids)
Biological process (GO): extracellular matrix organization
Cellular component (GO): membrane; extracellular matrix
Molecular function (GO): hydrolase activity, acting on glycosyl bonds
Source: RefSeq, a predicted model, not a curated record